GAAAUGGGCUCACCAGCGCAGAUUGCAGCCAGGUACCAAUCUUCAGAACCUAUUUUUGGAGCAGUGGCCACUGGGAUUCUCCAAGAUGCUUUGCUUCACAUGGCCAUGGAGAAUGAGCAGUAUUUGAGUCAGCUGUGUGAUGAAGCAGGCUGCUUUAAAGAGACUUGUAUAGUGGAAUUUGUGUUUCUUUUAUCUGAGAAAUGGAGCCUGACUGAAUCUGCAAGAUACCAAGCAAUAGAGAUAUUUGAAAGGUUCAUGCUCACACUUACUGAAGACUUCUCUAAUUUCACCAGAGCAAAGGUGGAAGAAAGCAGCUGUGCCUCAGUGAAACAACAAAUCAAAGGCAUAUAUGUGCUGCGUCUAGUGUCUUCCGUCCAGAUUGCCAGCAAACUCUCCUUUCACUACAGCAUAGUUAACAACAACACGGUUCUGGAAUUUCUGAAGUCUUUGGGUUUGUCCUAUACAACAGAAGAACUCCUGGAAUCAGAAUUGGCUAUUCUGAAGGCUCUGCAUUUCCAGAUCAAUGUUCCAGCCCCUUUUGCUUAUGUUGAAAUGCUAUUGGAGGUUUUAAGAUACAAUGGCUACUUGCUUCCCACAAGAGAGCUGCAUGACAUGUGCAGACAUUUGCUGGUUUUAACAUACCUCUUGAGGAGCAGCAUUUAUGACACCUUGCUAAAGGCGUCAAUUGAAACUUCUUCACCAAGCGAGCUUCAGCUAGCCAAGUUUGUGCCUGUAAAGGAAGAUCUCAUGCUACUGGCUGUGGGAGUUAUUGGAGGAAGCUCUUUCUUGCUGAACCCUGAGGGCUGGAAUCAGGUUAUGGAGUACCUCAGUGACACCACAGGCAUUAGUCUGCAGAGCAUUAUUGAGGCAGUCUACGCAAUUCUGAAGCACAGUGUUGGCAGCGCUGUGGAUGAUUACUAAAUC
Elgaria multicarinata webbii is the source of this 924-nucleotide messenger RNA. RefSeq names its product cyclin N-terminal domain containing 1 (gene CNTD1). NCBI's taxonomy places the organism in Eukaryota, Metazoa, Chordata, Lepidosauria, Squamata, Anguidae. The transcript has 7 exons. The record is from RefSeq and is a predicted model, not a curated record. Gene Ontology annotation, cellular component: site of double-strand break. Gene Ontology annotation, biological process: reciprocal meiotic recombination. The coding region runs from base 4 to 921 and encodes 305 amino acids.